GGAGAGGCCUGAUUCUGCUCGUCUGAUCUUGCCCACACGUCCCUGGCGUUGGUGGCGUCAAGUAACGUCAUUCGAGCUCCAGUAGCGCCGCUUUAAGCGUCUCGGGUGGCGGGAACGGGAAGCAGUUCGGAUUGUCGCGCCUCUGCUCUGGUGAGGCAAGUGCUAUCAGACCUCCCAGCUCCAGUUCUUGCACCCGAGCAGUCCUGUGGAGUCCUGCCGUUCAUCCUCUGCCGCCGUCUCGAGCCUGUUGGCGCCUCAGAGCCGCAGCCCGAUCUCGAACGCCUCAGCGCUCCAACCAUUAGUUGCGAUGCAUGUGAUCAAGCGAGAUGGUCGCCAGGAACGGGUCAUGUUUGACAAAAUUACAUCCAGAAUUCAGAAGCUUUGUUAUGGACUCAAUAUGGACUUUGUUGAUCCUGCUCAGAUCACCAUGAAAGUAAUCCAGGGCUUAUACAGUGGGGUCACCACAGUGGAACUGGAUACUUUGGCUGCUGAAACAGCUGCAACCUUGACUACUAAGCACCCCGACUAUGCCAUUUUGGCGGCAAGGAUUGCUGUCUCUAACUUGCACAAAGAAACAAAGAAAGUGUUCAGUGAUGUGAUGGAGGACCUCUUCAACUACAUAAAUCCACAUAAUGGCAAGCAUUCUCCCAUGGUGGCCAAGUCAACACUGGAUAUUGUUUUGGCCAAUAAAGAUCGCCUGAAUUCUGCAAUUAUCUAUGACCGAGAUUUCUCUUACAAUUACUUUGGCUUUAAGACUCUGGAGCGGUCCUAUUUGUUGAAAAUCAAUGGAAAAGUGGCUGAAAGACCGCAACAUAUGUUGAUGAGGGUAUCUGUGGGAAUUCACAAAGAAGACAUAGAUGCUGCAAUUGAAACAUACAAUCUUCUCUCUGAGAGGUGGUUUACUCAUGCUUCUCCCACUCUCUUCAAUGCUGGUACCAACCGCCCACAGCUUUCAAGCUGUUUCCUUUUGAGUAUGAAAGAUGACAGCAUUGAAGGCAUUUAUGACACUCUGAAGCAAUGUGCAUUGAUUUCUAAAUCUGCUGGGGGAAUUGGUGUUGCUGUGAGUUGUAUUCGGGCUACCGGCAGCUACAUUGCUGGGACCAAUGGCAAUUCUAAUGGCCUUGUACCAAUGCUGAGAGUAUAUAACAACACAGCUCGAUAUGUUGAUCAAGGUGGAAACAAGCGUCCUGGGGCAUUUGCUAUUUACCUGGAGCCUUGGCAUUUAGACAUCUUUGAGUUUCUUGAUUUAAAGAAGAAUACAGGAAAGGAAGAGCAGCGUGCCAGGGAUCUUUUCUUUGCCCUUUGGAUUCCAGAUCUCUUCAUGAAACGAGUGGAGACUAAUCAGGACUGGUCUUUGAUGUGUCCAAAUGAGUGUCCUGGUCUGGAUGAGGUUUGGGGAGAGGAAUUUGAGAAGUUGUAUGAACGUUAUGAGAAACAAGGUCGUGUUCGCAAAGUUGUAAAAGCUCAGCAACUUUGGUACGCCAUUAUCGAGUCUCAGACAGAGACGGGUACCCCGUACAUGCUCUACAAAGAUUCCUGUAAUCGAAAGAGCAACCAGCAGAACCUGGGAACAAUCAAAUGCAGCAACCUGUGCACAGAAAUAGUAGAAUAUACCAGCAAAGAUGAGGUUGCAGUUUGUAAUUUGGCUUCUUUGGCUCUUAAUAUGUAUGUCACAUCAGAACACACAUAUGACUUUAAGAAAUUGGCAGAAGUCACUAAAGUCAUUGUCCGAAAUUUGAAUAAAAUUAUUGAUAUAAACUACUACCCUGUCCCAGAGGCACACUUAUCAAAUAAACGUCAUCGCCCCAUUGGAAUUGGUGUACAAGGCCUGGCAGAUGCUUUUAUCCUGAUGAGAUAUCCUUUUGAGAGUCCAGAAGCCCAGUUACUAAAUAAGCAAAUCUUUGAGACUAUUUAUUAUGGAGCCCUGGAAGCCAGCUGUGAUCUAGCCAAGGAGCAUGGUCCGUAUGAAACUUAUGAAGGCUCUCCAGUAAGCAAAGGAAUCCUUCAGUAUGAUAUGUGGAAUGUUACUCCCACAGACCUGUGGGACUGGAAACUUCUCAAGGAGAAGAUUGCAAAGUAUGGUGUAAGAAACAGUUUACUUAUUGCCCCAAUGCCUACUGCUUCAACUGCUCAGAUCUUGGGGAAUAAUGAGUCCAUUGAACCUUAUACCAGUAACAUCUACACUCGAAGAGUCUUGUCAGGAGAAUUUCAGAUUGUAAAUCCUCACUUACUGAAAGAUCUUACGGAGCGGGGCUUAUGGAAUGAAAAAAUGAAAAAUCAGAUUAUUGCAUGCAAUGGCUCUAUCCAGACCAUACUGGAAAUUCCUGAUGACCUGAAGCAACUUUAUAAGACAGUCUGGGAAAUCUCUCAGAAAACUGUACUCAAGAUGGCAGCUGAUAGAGGUGCUUUCAUUGAUCAAAGCCAGUCUUUGAACAUCCAUAUUGCUGAGCCUAACUAUGGCAAGCUCACCAGUAUGCACUUCUAUGGCUGGAAGCAGGGUUUGAAGACUGGGAUGUAUUAUUUAAGGACAAGACCUGCAGCUAAUCCUAUCCAGUUCACUCUAAAUAAGGAGAAACUGAAAGAUAAGGAAAAGGCAUCGAAGGAGGAAGAAGAGAAAGAGAGGAACACAGCAGCCAUGGUGUGCUCUUUGGAGAACAGAGAUGAAUGUCUGAUGUGUGGAUCCUGAAACAAGACUUAGAGGAAAACAGCGCAUCUCCCAUAGAAAAAAUACUUGAGCAUAGAUAGGCAUAGUGGUUUGCUUAAGAUUAAAUGGCUUUGCCGGAUCAUAUUGAAACAGAAGGAAUAAUUGAUUUAAAGUAUUGUUUCUAUAUAGUGGGAAUGAUUUGGAAAAGGAAAAACAAAAAACAAACAAAAAAACCCUGUAUAUUGGGAAUCAAAGUAGAAGUUUUAAAUGCAAAAGAAGUCAUCCUGGAAAUAGGAAGUGAUUUGGUAAGGCUCAUCACUUCUCUAGCAGUCCUUUUCUGAUGAUACCAGUUUGGGUAAGGAGACUUGAAUUUUGCUGCUUUUACUCGUGGAUUCCUAGAAGCAGAACUAAGUGGUAUUGUAUGAGAACUACCAAUAGGACCUUUAUCUAGAUAAAGUUCUAUAGGUCAUUCUGAAAUAAACUUUUUAAAGUAC
Messenger RNA from Cavia porcellus (domestic guinea pig), 3138 nucleotides. It is a transcript of the gene Rrm1, whose product is annotated as ribonucleotide reductase catalytic subunit M1. NCBI's taxonomy places the organism in Eukaryota, Metazoa, Chordata, Mammalia, Rodentia, Caviidae. Gene Ontology annotation, molecular function: ribonucleoside-diphosphate reductase activity, thioredoxin disulfide as acceptor; ATP binding. Bases 308 to 2686 code for a protein of 792 amino acids. The transcript has 19 exons. Gene Ontology annotation, biological process: DNA replication; deoxyribonucleotide biosynthetic process. The record is from RefSeq and is a predicted model, not a curated record. Gene Ontology annotation, cellular component: ribonucleoside-diphosphate reductase complex.